This is a messenger RNA of Phalaenopsis equestris, 685 nucleotides long. Its product is annotated as glycine-rich RNA-binding protein GRP1A-like. The transcript has a single exon. Gene Ontology annotation, molecular function: RNA binding. The coding region runs from base 29 to 664 and encodes 211 amino acids. Lineage: Eukaryota; Viridiplantae; Streptophyta; Magnoliopsida; Asparagales; Orchidaceae. The record is from RefSeq and is a predicted model, not a curated record.
UUCAACUGCCAUAUUUCAUUUCUCAGCGAUGUCUUACAAGGAAGGGGAGCGUAUCUUUGUUAGAGGUUUGCAUUGGGAAACCACGAAACGAGAGCUCGUUGUUUCGUUUAGCCGAUUUGGCAAGGUUUUGGACUUGUAUAAUAUGGUUGAAAGAGAUACAGGGAGGUCUCGUGGAUUUGGAUUUGUGACUUUUGCUUACAUACGUGCAAUGGAGGAUGUUAUCAGGAAGAUGCACAAUAAAGGACUGAAUUGUCGACAAAUAUCAGUCAAUAAGGCCAAGCCCAAUGUGGGUUCGGAUGAUUCAGGCUACAGUUAUAGUCGUGGUGGCUACUCAUCUAGUGGAGCAAAUGGAGUAAAAUUCUCUUCUCGCUCUAGAACUGAUAGAGGUGAAAAAGGAAACUACCGGACAAAUCUGAUGGUAGCAAAGAACAAGAGAAAGAUAAGGGUAGUCUUUACAGAUGAGGAUCACGAGUUACUAGAGAUGUUGAAGAAGCAGAUAACGGUAGGUAAUGUGACUGAUGAUGCAUCCACCUUAUCGUCAUCCAAGAAAAACAUUGACAGUUAUGUCCACUCAGCCAAAGAUACUCAUGAUACACAUGCUCUCAUCUUUAUAUCCACCACAAGAUCACCCUGGUGCAUCUCGACAUGUGACAGGUGUCGCUAGUGAGUUUUUAUCAUAUACUAA